Molecule: messenger RNA, 1248 nt
Organism: Triticum turgidum subsp. durum (durum wheat)
Lineage: Eukaryota; Viridiplantae; Streptophyta; Magnoliopsida; Poales; Poaceae
Source: the annotation of a GenBank genome assembly
AUGGACUCCGCGGAGAGGUCCAGGAAGAGGGCGCAGAGAUGGAGCAAGCGCAAAGCCGUCGUCAUCCACCUCGCCGUCUGCUUCGUCGUCGGCGCCUUGGCGCCACUGGCCGCCACCGGCGGCCCGUUCAUCGACGGCAUCCGCGCCUCGGUCCUUCCGUUUGGCGGUGUUCAGCGAGUGGCUCCGCCGUCGCCCCCUGCUGCCCCUGACAUCGGCCUCCUGCUGAUCGUCACCGUCACAAGGCCGGACGAGGACGGCAUGUCGCAGGAGGCGUCGGUGACGAGGCUCGGGCACACGCUGCGGCACGUCCCGCCACCCCUGGUAUGGAUCGUGGUUGGUGCCGAGAACAGGUCGGCGUCGACGGUCCAGGUGCUGCGCAGCACCGGCGUCAUGUUCCGGCAUCUCACAUACGCCACCAAUAUCACCACGGCCGUGAACAAUGCCACCACCAACAGCACCAUGGAAGCCAGCGCCAACAACACAACCACCGCCGCCGAGAAGAACGGCACCAACAACACCAUCGUCGAGAACACCACCGUGGAAGGCAGCGCCAGCAACACCACCACCGCCGCCGAGAAGAACGGCACCAACAACACCAUUGUCGAGAACAACACCGGGAAUGCCAGUGACGAAGCGGACCUGCAGAAGAACGUGGCGCUGAGCCACAUCGAGCGGCACCGGCUGGCCGGGGUCGUCCACUUUGCUGCCGCCUCUGCCAUAUACGACCUCGAGUUCUUUGAAGAGCUCAGGCAGACUCGGGGCGUUGCAGCAUGGCCAACCGCAACUGUGUCAUCAGCAGACCAGACAGUAACACUACAAGGACCAACCUGCAACUCAUCACAGAUAACAGGCUGGUACUCCAAGGACUCGAGCACCAAUGCAACAGCAACACAUACAGCAGAUGCGGUUGCUGCACAAGAUACAGGCGCCAUCCGCAACAGCUCCAGUUUACCUCCUGAAAUAGGCAUAUCUGGACUUGGGUUCUGGAGCUCCAUACUGUGGGAAUCAGAAUGGUUCGCCGACAGCAACAGCUCUUCAGGAGGCGGCUCUCAGGACUACAUCCAGCUUGUACGACGAAUGGCGGUCGGCGACGAGGACGUGCGGAAGGGCAUCCCUUCUGACUGCUCCAAGUCACGGAUAAUGAUGUGGCACCUUGACAUGCCAAAGUACACUCCAGAAGUUAAAGAACAGGAGACUCCGCGGGAGCAAAGUCUAUUGGAGGAAGACGAAGAGGACUAUAUGACUUGA